This is a messenger RNA of Botrytis porri, 849 nucleotides long. RefSeq lists its product as uncharacterized. The coding region runs from base 1 to 849 and encodes 282 amino acids. The transcript is spliced from 3 exons. Gene Ontology annotation, biological process: GPI anchor biosynthetic process. NCBI's taxonomy places the organism in Eukaryota, Fungi, Ascomycota, Leotiomycetes, Helotiales, Sclerotiniaceae. Gene Ontology annotation, cellular component: Golgi membrane; endoplasmic reticulum membrane. The record is from RefSeq and is a predicted model, not a curated record.
AUGUUCGGAAUAUCAUAUUGGAUGAUACCUGUCUUUUCAGGAAUGGUAUGGCUUGCAAUGCUCUUAGCCAUGCUAUUGACUUGGACCGUCGCAGAUGGUUCUCCAAUAAUUACACCCAUGGAUAAUGGUCAAACUAUUGCAUAUAUUUCAGAUAUUGGAGCGCAUGAACUUCAACCACUCUUUAUUGCCAUGGGUACCGUAACUAUGGUGACAUUCAAUAUGGUUUUUAUUGCAGAGAGAUGGUUACGACAUAAUGGUCGUUUACAUGGGAAUACCUCGGUCUUCCAAAAAGUACUAUCAGGCCUUGCAAUUGCCUUCUCCGUUGCAGGUGGAAUCGGUUUGAUCUGUCUUACUUGUCUCAAUGAUGUCAACCACCACACUGCACACGACAUUUGUUUGGCGAUUUUCAUUGGUGGUUACAUCCUUGCUGCCAUCUUCAUCUGUUGGGAAUACCAACGUCUCGGAAUCCACUACCGGGAACACAGCGUCCUACGCAUCUCCUUCUGGGUCAAACUUACCUUUAUCUUCGUCGAAUUAGGUCUCGCUAUCGGAUUCGGCGUUUGCAACCGUAAAUCUUUGUGGAACACUGCUGCAAUCCUCGAAUGGAUCAUCGCAUUGAUUUACACAUUCUACGUUUGGAGUUUCGCCAUCGAUUUCAUCCCCGCCAUCAGAACAAAACAUUACCAGAGCAAAGAUACCGAAGCCGAAAUGGCAAUGGCGAUGGAUGUUGAGAGUAGGCAGAGAGGAUAUCAUGGAGCUGCCGAUGAACAAAGAGCCUAUGGGAGUGCGGAAAGUAGUGGACACGGAAGAUACAAUCCUGAGCCUGUCGUUCCUGCGAGGAACUUCUAG